Kalmanozyma brasiliensis GHG001 is the source of this 2646-nucleotide messenger RNA. RefSeq names its product WD40 repeat. Gene Ontology annotation, molecular function: protein binding. Bases 1 to 2646 code for a protein of 881 amino acids. The transcript has a single exon. The record is from RefSeq and is a predicted model, not a curated record. Gene Ontology annotation, cellular component: cytoplasm; Cul4-RING E3 ubiquitin ligase complex. Gene Ontology annotation, biological process: negative regulation of fatty acid biosynthetic process. NCBI's taxonomy places the organism in Eukaryota, Fungi, Basidiomycota, Ustilaginomycetes, Ustilaginales.
AUGGUCACAACACGCAAGCGAUCAAAAAGCGGCCAAGCUACCGCUGAGGCGGAUCAGCUGCUCAGCGGACCGUCCACGAAGCGCAGGAGCCAUCUCACAGCAAAGGGGCAUAGCAACGACAUCGUCAACCUAUGGCAGGAAGGCGUAGCUGUCGCAGACCUCAUCGGGGAUGUGAUCGAUUACGAAUGCGCGCCGGAAUCAUCUUUGUCCAUCGACGCCCCAGUGAGAUGCUACUCGAUCGGCUCAUCGAUGGGCAAGCGUUACUCGACAUACCGCUGUCUCAUGCAAGAAUCGCAGUUCCGCUACAGAAGUUCCUUUGGCGGUCACAAGUCGUGCGUCAAUGCCCUUGCCAUUUCCAGAGGCCAAGGUCGCUAUCUAGCCAGUGGAGGCGACGGAAAGGAGAUCCACAUCAACGACCUCUUCGUAGACCUGCGAGAUGGCGCCCAAAAGGUACCGAUCGCGAUCCUCAAUGGCCAUGAGUCCAACAUCUUCUCCAUCGACUGGUCUGCCGAGAACAGGUAUCUGUUCAGUACGGGAAACGAUAGUCAAGUCUUAGUAUACGACGUAGAGCACUCUCAGAUGCCAACACGCGGUGCGGCACCAACAGAGCCUCAAAUGCGGUCCCUCUUCGGGUCGAUAGGUGGUCAUGACGACAGUGUACCUGAGCUCUCGGCCCAUCCCACAAACCCAUAUCUGCUGCUGAGCUGCGACGACAGUGGUACUCUCAAGCUUUUGGACAUUCGUUUGCCCCAUGAUAGCGUUGGCGCGGCUCGUUCCGACAUCGCCGCUGGAUUCUCUUCCGUAAAAUGGAAUCCGAGCGCUUCCGACGGCAACACCUUCGCAGCAGCAACCUGUGGCCGUCUCACCGGCAGCACACGGCUGUACGAUGUCCGACAGUGCUUCUCGGGCGACACGAAUCGACCCCUCACAAGCAAGGAUGCGGUGCUCAACUUUCACACGAAUCUGCUGCAGAACUCCUCGACAAGGGGAUUGGUUGGUGCUGCUGCGGAGACCAACAGUCUCUGCUUCGACCCGCAAGGCCGAUUCCUGGCCUCGAGCAUUUCGCGGUACCAUCCGACGAUCUACGCGGUCAAUGAUCCGGACCCUCUGGCGACGCUCCAAAGCACUGUUGUUGAGGAGAGGAUCGACGAUGGCUAUUGCCAAUGGCUGGGUUUACCAGCUGGAUCUCCCGCUGCUCCCAAGAAGCUCUCCUCGUGCUGUACCAUCAAGCACGGCUCCUUUGGCUUGGAAUCGCACACAGGCAGGCUGCACUAUGCGAUUGGAAGCGACGAUUUCCGCGCGUACAUCUUCGAGAUUCCAGAUAGAGCUGUGCUCGAGCGUCAACGCGAGUUCAUCACCCGCGAGGCUUGGUUGCACUCGACCUCUCAGCUGCAUCGGGAAGCAGCACCGAGAUCUCAGCGACAAGCUUCGCAGCCAAAAGAAGCGAGCGACGAUAUGGACAGCGACACGGACAGCAUCACCGAAGACCAGAUUGAUCGUGAAUCGGAAGUAGCGUAUUGCGCGGGCAGCCUUCAACGAGGCAAUAGCAUCGUUCGUCCCGCUAGAAUCCAGCAACAGGCCUACGUACUCUGCGGUGGACGCAGCAUCCUCAACACGGCACUGAUCCAUCCCACCAUGCCGUUGGUUUUUACGAGUGGCAUCACCUCGGACAUCGGGAUCCAUUCGGCUGCGCCUCUGCAUGCGAAAGAUCUGUACACGGAGCACACCUUUGACUCGGAUGGCGACGUCAGAGUUGGCGGAACUCGACCGCGUAUGCUGCUCCAACCCAAGCUCAAGUUCUACAGGAACUCGGACUCGGAACUCUCCUCGAACGAGAGCGGCGACGAAGACGAGGACGAGGACGAUGAAGAGGAAGGAUCGGGAUCUUCUCUGGCCGAAAACGAGGAACCGAUAGGGCAUGAAGAUAGCAGCGAUGACCCUCAGCACAGCCUGCGAGAUGACCUUCGAGAAGCAGAGCGCGAUGCAAGCGACUCAGGUCAAGCAACGAGAGCUGCCGAACAGAGCAACCGCGAGGAGCAGCCUUCGGGCACAGUCGAAGACUUCCUUGCCAACAUGCGUACGGAUCCUCUCUUCAGCACCGCCAGCACGCUCGACUACCAAUACGACCGGCACAUCGGGACCUACUCGCUUUCUCACUUGUCCCCUGGCGUUGUGUCGGCCGACUCUUCGUCACCGCCUUCCUCGGCGCCGACCGUUGCUUCCGUCUCCGACGCUGGCGAAGGUGCCAACACGGACGUCACCUCUGAAGGCUCCCAUAGCACGGACGACAACGAGAAUCUGGAUGACGACGACGACGACGACCUUGAAGACGAUUCCGACAUCGACUGGACGGAUUUCCGCUACCAAAACGACGGUUAUGGCGACCCGGACCUUCUCGACUACGAAUACCAAGAGCGAUUGGACGACGAUCUUCGCCACGCUUUCCAGCCCGAAGACGAAUUUAAAGACUCGCGUCAUGGCGAGAUGUGGGCGAUGGUCAGAGCGAUGCGCUACUCGGACCGGGAGCAGAAGCGCAUGCGACUGUUUGACGAUCUGCUCAAUCAGGACGAAAAGACGCACUUGACUGCCGAGUUUCGCAAGAUCCCAAAAGUCACAGAAGCGGUCGAUGGGCAACCUUGGCGCUGA